AUGUGGAAGAAGAUCGCCAGUGAGCGUGCGAGGGGCAGCUGGUCGCCGGUUCUCUUCGUGGUACAAGAGGUCCGGGACGGCAAGCGGGUGGUGGAAGACGAGCUUAUCCUCAUCUGGCAUGCUGCUGACAAGGUAUGGUUUACCGACGAUAUGGAUGGGGAUGUGAGGUCGGCGGUGCACUGGGCGCCUCAAGAAAUCGACAUAGUGGCGAGAACAGCCGUUCUCAAGUCUGCAAUGAGGGACGGGUCUCCCUGA
Molecule: messenger RNA, 255 nt
Organism: Anthostomella pinea
Lineage: Eukaryota; Fungi; Ascomycota; Sordariomycetes; Xylariales; Xylariaceae
Source: the annotation of a GenBank genome assembly